AUGAUCGAGCAUGAAACGUUGCUGCAGGCCGUACAGGAGUCGACGUCACACCUUCGGAAUCUGCUACAGCAGAAGCAAGACAGGGCUCUUCCAGGGAACUUUGUGGAAGUGUCUUGCAUCGAAUUCAUGCAUGCCUUUGUGCCCCGCCGCCAGAGGGGACAGCAAAGCCGAAACUCAGAAGUGCCUUCUUUGGAAUGCCCCGAAACUCCAAAAAUCACAGAUGUCUGGAAAGGUAACCAAUUGCAUCCCGGCUACAAAUUUGCUGUGGGUACAUCCACGCCAGAAGAAGAAGGAGAAGAAGAAGAAGAAGGAGAAGGAGACAAAGUGUACGACGAGGAUGACCAGGAUGAGCUGCUUGAAAGGGACGUGAAACGAGUAUCCAACGCUGCGCUCUAUCUAGACCAUGAAGCACCGAGCGACGGACAGCCGUGGUGGGAGCGACAGGUCAUGCCAUUCAAGUUCAUGAUGGAAUGUGUCGAUCCGCCUCGUAUCCUGCGCUGA
This is a messenger RNA of Sparassis crispa, 501 nucleotides long. RefSeq lists its product as hypothetical. The record is from RefSeq and is a predicted model, not a curated record. The coding region runs from base 1 to 501 and encodes 166 amino acids. NCBI's taxonomy places the organism in Eukaryota, Fungi, Basidiomycota, Agaricomycetes, Polyporales, Sparassidaceae. The transcript has 2 exons.